AUGCCCUCUAAGACACUGUCUGAUGAGUAUACUCUUAUCGCAGGUAUUAGUAGUGGCACGUGCGGCGAUGUUCUCAAAGCUCACAGGAAAAAAACCGGCGAGAUCGUUGCAGUUAAAAGGAUUAAAAUUUUAAAUCAAGCAGUUGGUUUUCCACCAAACUCAUUACAAGAAAUUUCUAUCCUUCGUUCGCUCAACCAUCCAAAUAUUGCUAGAUUGAUAGAAGUUUGCACUGAAAGUCAUCACGUAUAUCUUGUUUUCAGUUACUAUGAGUACGAUAUGUAUGGUUUAUUAUAUAAUCAUAACUUAAAUCUCACCAUUGAUCAAGUUCGCUGCUACUCAAGGCAAUUACUUCUUGGCGUAAAAGCCUGUCACGAUAAAAAUAUAUUACAUAGAGAUUUGAAGCCUGCAAACUUAUUGGUUAACAGGGGAAAUAACCUGCAGAUUACAGAUUUUGGCCUUGCAACCACCAAUACCAAUUGUUCGACGAAUGGAGUCAUUACAAUUUGGUACAGACCUCCGGAAAUACUAUUAGGCAAGCAGGGGUACGGUAAGGAGAUAGAUAUAUGGAGUGCUGGAUGUAUUAUUUACGAAAUGAUCACUCAUGAAGUUUUAUUCAGAUCAAACUUGGACCAAGAAGCUGAUCAGCUAAAAGCAAUAUUCGAUAUCGCAGGUUUACCUGAUCAGCAGUGGCCAGAAUGGAAAAAAUUACCAAACGCUGAACUUUUUGCAAGAAAGAUAGUAUCGGAAGGAAAAAUCUUACUAGAAUCUACUGUAGAUGACGAGCAGCAUAGAGAGUUCGUCAUUGACCCAGAAAUUGUUAACAGAUACAGUAAUAGAGAUCUUAAAAAUUAUAUUGAAAGGAGAAUCAAGGCAAAAGGCGAAGAAUACAAAGCUGCAAUACCAUUAAUUCUGAGCAUGCUUCAGUUUAAUCCAAAAGUCAGAUUGACAGCUGAUAAAUGCUUGGAAAAUGAUUUCUUGAAUCCAGAAAAAGGAGUUUUGGACCCAAGUCAGCUUCCUCCUCUUUGUUUCAAUGAUACACACCAGAGUAUUAUGAUUCCUCAGCUUCCUAUGAAAAUCCCAACUACUGCCAUUAGAAGACCAAUGCAGCCGAGGCUUGAAUAA
Messenger RNA from Trichomonas vaginalis G3, 1122 nucleotides. RefSeq names its product cyclin-dependent protein serine/threonine kinase protein. The transcript has a single exon. Gene Ontology annotation, cellular component: nucleus; cyclin-dependent protein kinase holoenzyme complex. The record is from RefSeq and is a predicted model, not a curated record. Gene Ontology annotation, biological process: positive regulation of transcription elongation by RNA polymerase II; protein phosphorylation. The coding region runs from base 1 to 1122 and encodes 373 amino acids. Gene Ontology annotation, molecular function: cyclin-dependent protein serine/threonine kinase activity; ATP binding; RNA polymerase II CTD heptapeptide repeat kinase activity. NCBI's taxonomy places the organism in Eukaryota, Parabasalia, Trichomonadida, Trichomonadidae.